Molecule: messenger RNA, 1230 nt
Organism: Lathyrus sativus (Indian pea)
Lineage: Eukaryota; Viridiplantae; Streptophyta; Magnoliopsida; Fabales; Fabaceae
Source: the annotation of a GenBank genome assembly
AUGGCUUAUCGACGUUGCCUCUUGCGAAGAGGAAGCAACCUCAUCGAUCGUCGGUUUCACCCUUCUUUCACCUAUAUUCUUCAUAGCGAUGAAGCAAAACGCGAUCAACCAGACGAGAAACCGUCUUCAGCAGGAAUAAGUAAUAGUUUUAUCCAAACAAGGUCUUUUGGAAGUUCUCUUAACGGAUCAAUGGGUUUUUUCUCCGGUUUUCGACAUAAUCAAGUUUAUCCAUUCGCCGGAUAUAAUUUCUGCCGUAAUAUGUCGACCAUGGAUCAGAAUUCAGAUAAGAUUACAGUAAUGACUGAUGUGGCUGAUGUUCUCACUGACACUGCCGUGGAGACUGUAACUUCUCAGGCUCCCGUUGUUAGUGAAGUUGCCAUUGCAGCUGCUGAUUCUUAUUUGCCUGUACAAGCCUUGCAGUAUGUCAUAGAUGCUGUUCAUUCCUACACUGGACUAAACUGGUGGUUGGCCAUAGUUCUAACAACUCUCUUGAUUCGAUCCGCAACUAUUCCACUCUUAAUAAAUCAACUCAAGACCACUUCUAAGCUUACGCUUAUGAGGCCUCACUUGGAAGCAAUAAAGGAAGAGAUGGAUGGGAAGACACUUGAUCCCGAGGCUGUUGCCGAAGGUCAGAAGCGGAUGAAAAAGCUAUUUAAAGAACAUGGUGUGAGUCCUCUUUCGCCAUUGAAGGGACUUUUUAUUCAAGGUCCUGUCUUCGUUAGUUUUUUUCUUGCGAUAAAUAACAUGUCUGAAAAAAUGCCAUCAUUCAAGCAUGGUGGAGCUUUCUGGUUUACUGAUCUCACAACUCCCGAUGCCUCAUACAUUUUUCCAGUUUUGGCUGCAUUGUCAUUCUUAGUAGUAGUAGAGUGUAAUAUGCAAGAAGGAAUGGAAGGAAAUCCUAUGGGCGACACAAUGAAAAAAUUCUCGAGGAUUCUUGCUUUUCUGACAGUUCCUUUCACCAUGACAUUUCCAAAGGCAAUAUUUUGUUACUGGAUUACAUCGAAUUUGUUUUCACUGUCGUAUGGAAUGGCGCUUAAAGUUCCUGGUGUAAAGAAAACUUUAGGUAUUCCUGAUUUACCUGCUGCUCCAACUGCAAUUGGUCAAAGCUCAUUGCCUGUUGAAACACCAAAAGAACCAAACAAUAAGAAGUCCACUUCUUCUGCUGUUAUUAGUCAGAGGCUUAGAAGCUUAGAGAAGCAAGUAAAAGGAAGAAAGAAAAACAAGAAGUGA